AUGCAUCCUAUAGUCUCAAAGGAAACAGAACCAUGCGAUGAUUUCAUGUUAUGUGUAACACCGCCAUCAAAGAAGGCUUUGAACGCCAUGAAGGAAUUCUCCCAAUCUUGCCAAGGCAUGAUUUUCUUCGAUAAAUGCCCUACGGAGGUGGAAGCAUCACCGUCCUUAUGGAUGUCACCAAUAAUCUCACCACGAGGGGGCACUGCCGGAAGCCGUGAAGAGGUGCCAGCAGCUAUGUCGGGUGUGCCCAGGCAAGGAGAAGUUGGAGGCAGCACUGCUGGAAACUGUGGAGAGGUGCCGGCAGCUAUGUCGGGUGUGCCCAGGCAAGGAGAAGUUGGAGGCAGCACUGCUGGAAACUGUGGAGAGGUGCCGGCAGCUAUGUUGGGUAUGCCCAGGCAAGGAGAAGUUGGAGACAGCGCUACGGGAAGCUGCGAGGAGGUGCCGGCAAUUGUAUCAGGUGUCCUAAGGGGAGGGUAA
Messenger RNA from Prunus armeniaca (apricot), 477 nucleotides. Lineage: Eukaryota; Viridiplantae; Streptophyta; Magnoliopsida; Rosales; Rosaceae. The record is from the annotation of a GenBank genome assembly.